GUUAACUUAUAUUAAUAGGCCGCUUACUAUAAGUCAGCAGGUGUUUAACCACGAAUUAAAGUCUGUUUAUAAAAUAACACAGUGUAUUAUGGUAUGGCAACGUCUGAGAAGACAUGUAUCAACCUUUAUUUAUUAGGUUUGGCUGCUCCAACGCGCUUCUCCAACUGGCCACAAGAUGGCGGCGUUGCGACAGCCAUGAGACGGUGACAGUGCGUGUCGAAGGAGGUGGGAUUUCCUCUCCUCCUUCUCAGCAUCAUCCUACUCCUCCUAGGGAUGUGUCGGCGUGCGGUGCACCUGUUUUAUGUAUUAUUUGGGUCAUCCACCGCUGAAAUGCUCUAUUUUAACCAGUGUCACCAAUAGCCACACGAAAAGGUUUAAACGACCUAUUCGGUGGGACCCGACAGGCCUCGAUUCAGUGUGAUUUAGGGAGAGGAUGUGUUGAUUUUUUCCUCUUUCGGCUGCAGCAGUGAGACAGCAUCUUUGCCGGGUGACACAUCAUUAUCAGUGCGAGUGGACAAGCCCUGUAGGACAUCAUGUCGGACAAAAGCGACUUAAAAGCGGAGCUGGAGCGCAAGAAGCAGCGCCUCGCCCAAAUCAGGGAGGAAAAAAAGAGAAAGGAGGAGGAGAGGAAGAAGAAAGAGUCAGAGAGUCAGCAGAAGAGAGAGAUGACCCCAGAGGACUCAGACUUAGACCGUAAGCGCAGGGAGACCGAGGCCCUGCUACAGAGUAUCGGCAUCUCACCGGAGCCUCCUCUGGUCCCGACCCCAGUGUCACCCUCCAAAUCAGUGAGCACGCCCAGUGAGACGGGGAGCCAGGAUUCAGCUGAUGGAGGAGCAGCAAGCAGGUCAGGUUUCUCUAAAAACAAGUCCCAAGCACAGAGCUCAAGGACGCUGCAGUGGGACACAGACCCCUCUGUGCUGCAGCUGCAAGCUGAUUCUGAGCUCGGGCGCAGGAUGUUGAGGCUUGGGGCUUCUAAGAUCACACAGGUAGACUUCCUUCCCAAAGAGGUGGUCUCUUACUGCAAGGAGACACAGACACCACACACGGCCCACCUAUCUGAAGGCUCAUUUCCGGUGCUGCGGGAGCUGACAGAGGAGGAGAGGCAGCAGAUCCUGCACUCUUCAGAGUUUCAGAGCUUCUUCGACUGCAGCAUUCGGGUGAUGGAGCGAGCUCUGGCUGAAGACGGCGACAUCUUCUUCGACUACAGCGGCCGGGACCUAGAGGACAAAGAGGGAGACUUGGGUAGCGGCUCCAGCCUGUCUUUCAGUAGACUCUUCUAUGAUGAACACUGGUCGAAACAUCGUGUAAUCACCUGCCUUGACUGGUCCCUUCAGUAUCCUGAGUUGCUCGUUGCCUCCUAUAACAAUAAUGAAGAUGCUCCUCAUGAACCGGAUGGUGUUGCCCUUGUGUGGAACAUCAAAUUUAAGAAGUCCACACCAGAGUACAUCUUUCACUGCCAGUCCCCUGUAGUAUCUGUGGGCUUUGCCAGGUUUCAUCCCAACCUGGUGGUGGGGGGGACUUACUCGGGACAGAUCGUCCUGUGGGACAACCGAAGUCACCGUCGGACCCCCGUCCAAAGGACUCCUCUGUCUGCUGCUGCACACACUCACCCAGUGUACUGCGUGAACGUGGUCGGCACCCAGAACGCCAACAACCUGAUUACUGUGUCUACAGAUGGCAGGAUGUGCUCCUGGAGUCUGGACAUGCUCUCCCAGCCACAGGAGACCAUGGAACUAGUAUACAAUAAAUCCAAACCUGUAGCAGUGACAGGCAUGGCUUUUCCCACGGGAGACGUUAACAACUAUGUGGUCGGGAGUGAGGAGGGCACUGUUUACACUGCAUCCAGACAUGGCAGUAAGGCGGGUAUCUGUGAGAUGUUCGAGGGCCACCAGGGGCCUGUGACAGGCAUCAGCUGCCACAGCGCAGUGGGCACUGUCGACUUUUCCCACCUCUUCAUCACAUCCUCCUUCGACUGGACCGUCAAACUCUGGAGCACCAAGGUAUGGUGUGUGUGUCUUUCGGUGACUCACACGGACGACUGGGGGCGCUUCGCUCGUACCCUAAUGGAGAUCCGUGCUAACCGGGCGGACGGCGAGGAGGAGGGGCCUAUGGAGCUGGCUUCAUAGAGCAGGACUCCAAACCAAAGCGGAGGGAAAUCAGAGACCUGGUGUGCUUUUAUUGGUGUCACUGUAGCAUGUACACUCAGUUUUGUUUUGUUUCUUCACCUUUAUGUACAGUUCCUGUCUGGUCCAAACAACGCCUCGCUGAUACUGUAUUUUUGCGUUUAUUCUCCUGUAAAUGCGAACUGUCUGUUAAUAGGUAAACUGUUGACCUCUACUGAUUUGUCCGCCCUUAUUUAUUUGUUUAAUGAUUUAAGCCGAUGUGUUGCUUGCAACUCGUGAGCCUACAGCAUAUACAAAGUGGAAGUCUUAUAGCCUUACGAAGAUAUGUGUACUGUAACGACGCUUUGCACUACCGUAAAAAUAAAGCAGGGUCCAUAGACUAGUCAUGUAUUGUUUACAGAAUGUCAUGUUCACUUUAUCUUGUACUUCUUUUUCUCUGUAUUAUGCCUGCAUGCGACACAUUCCUGAAAUAUUCCAGAUGCAUAAACAUGGGAGUUGUUAUGGUGACGUAUUCACACGUGGAGCUUUGUGGCUGCUUUAUGUCAGUGUGUCAGGGUGUCAGAAACUCAGAAACUCAAUCAAGUGUUCAGAACACUUCCGUUCUGAACGAGAGCAACAGCUCUCUUUAAUGAGCUGUAACAAUUAUCAGGAGGUAUAUUGUAUUGCAGU
This is a messenger RNA of Morone saxatilis (striped sea-bass), 2792 nucleotides long. It is a transcript of the gene dync1i1a, whose product is annotated as cytoplasmic dynein 1 intermediate chain 1. Gene Ontology annotation, cellular component: cytoplasmic dynein complex. Gene Ontology annotation, molecular function: dynein heavy chain binding; dynein light chain binding. NCBI's taxonomy places the organism in Eukaryota, Metazoa, Chordata, Actinopteri, Moronidae. Gene Ontology annotation, biological process: transport along microtubule. The transcript has 15 exons. The record is from RefSeq and is a predicted model, not a curated record. Bases 534 to 2126 code for a protein of 530 amino acids.